Molecule: messenger RNA, 1433 nt
Organism: Telopea speciosissima
Lineage: Eukaryota; Viridiplantae; Streptophyta; Magnoliopsida; Proteales; Proteaceae
Product: mogroside IE synthase-like
Exons: 2
Coding region: 27-1433 (468 amino acids)
Molecular function (GO): UDP-glycosyltransferase activity
Source: RefSeq, a predicted model, not a curated record
UUCUGGUUAAACUUAAGAAAGAGAAAAUGGAGAAGGAAGGGAAAGAAUGGAAGGCCCAAGUCAUAGUCUUCCCUUUCCCAGUCCAAGGCCAUAUAAACCCAAUGCUACAAUUCUCCAAACGCUUGUUCUCCAAAGGCCUCAAAGUCACUCUUGCCACCACCCACUUCCUUCUUAACCACUCCACCUUCCAAACUCAAACCCAAACCACUGUCACAGUCGAACCCAUCUCCGAUGGCUUCGACAAAGGUGGCAUGGCCGAAGCAGCAAGUGUCGAAGCCUACAACGAUCGGUUCAAAGCCGUCGGCUCAGAGACCUUGUUUGAACUCAUCAAGAAACAGAGGAUUCCUGUUAAGUGCCUUGUCUAUGAUUCCACUCUGCCUUGGGCUCUUGAUGUAGCCAAAAAGCUUGGCAUAGCUGGAGCUUCAUUCUUCACUCAGUCUUGUGCUGUGAAUUCUAUCUAUUACCAUGUGAAACAUGGCCUUCUGAGUCUUCCUGUGCCAGGACCUACUGUGUCCAUUGAUGGACUUCCCCUGCUUCAAAUAAAUGAUCUGCCAUCCUUUGUUUCUGAUUUGGAAUCUUACCCAUCAUUGCUGCCCAUCAUGUUGAUCCAAUUCUCUAACCUUGAAGAGGCAGAUUUCAUCCUCUUCAACACAUUUGACAAGUUAGAGGACCAGGUAUUGAAUUGGAUGGUGAAGCAAUGGCCAAUCAAGACAAUAGGACCAACCGUGCCAUCUAUGUACUCAGACAAGCGGAUUGAAGGAGACACAGAUUAUGGUUUCAAUCUAUUCAAACCAAGUGAAGACUCCAUCAUGAACUGGCUGAACAAUAGAGAAACUGGGUCUGUCAUCUAUGUAUCCUUCGGUACCAUAGCUGAGCUCAAAAAAGAACAAAUGGAGGAAUUGGCAUUUGGGCUGAAGGAAAGCAAUUACCAUUUCUUGUGGGUAGUGAGGGAAUCAGAGAACAAGAAGCUCCCAAAUGGGUUUGCAGAGGAGAUAGCAGAGAAAGGGUUUAUGGUGCCCUGGUGUCCUCAAUUGGAAGUGCUGGCUCAUGGAGCUGUGGGCUGCUUCAUGACACACUGUGGGUGGAACUCAACCAUAGAGUCUUUAAGCUUGGGAGUGCCCGUGGUGGCAGUGCCACAAUGGAUUGACCAAACCACUAAUGCCAAGCUAACUGCUGAUGUUUGGGAAGUGGGAGUGAGGGCUGGGGUGGAUGAGAAGGGUAUUGCUAGAAGGGAAGAGAUAGAGAGAUGCACAAGGGAAGUAAUGGAGGGGGAAAGAGGGAUAGAGAUUAGGAGGAAUGCUAUGAAGUGGAAGGAACUGGCUAAGGAGGCAGUAGAUGAAGAUGGAAGCUCAGAUAGGAACAUUAAAGAGUUUGUUGAUAGACUAUUGUGCAGUCGGAUCGAUUCGAGUCGGCCAGACUCGAUCGGAAAUUGA